Myxozyma melibiosi is the source of this 1759-nucleotide messenger RNA. Its product is annotated as Alpha/Beta hydrolase protein. The transcript is spliced from 4 exons. The record is from RefSeq and is a predicted model, not a curated record. Bases 53 to 1699 code for a protein of 548 amino acids. Lineage: Eukaryota; Fungi; Ascomycota; Lipomycetes; Lipomycetales; Lipomycetaceae.
CAACUCUCAGUAAUUGCCCUCAAUUGCCCCAAUUCACCUCAAUUGAAUACAAAUGACAGGCACAAUCAAAUACACUCAUCCGUUACUCGGUGAGCUCACCGGCGUCAAGAUCCUCGGCGGCCGCGUCACGCAGUUCAGAGGCGUGCCGUUCGCGAGCGUGCCCGGGCGGUUCCGACAGUCUGUCGUUCGAGAUGGAUUCGAUGACAAGACCGGUCGUGAUUUCAGUGGAUGGGGCCCCGCAUCGCCGCAACACUACGACGGCCCGUUCAUAGACGGCGUUGCGUUUGGCGGAAAACUGCCACCCGAAGAGCACGAGUUUGACGAGUUCAAGUGCCUGAACUUGACGAUUUCGGUACCUACUUCAUUGCUUGAGAGUGGGGAUGAAGCAAAAGUGCCGGUGCUGGCGUGGGUUCAUGGCGGUGGACUCAAGACUGGUGGUGGUGCCUGCUGCGGACUUGAAGACUGCGCGAGAAUUGUCGAUCUAUCAAUUGCAGAAGGUAAACCGGUCGUUGCUGUCGCGAUCCAGUACCGUCUCGACAUCUUUGGCUUCCUCUCCUCCACCCAACUGCAAGCCUACUCCGCCUCCCACAACGAGAACCCGUUCAACUACGGACUCUGGGACGCCGUCCACGCGUUUGAAUGGAUCCACUCUUUUAUUCCUGGUUUUAGCGGGGACGACAAGAACAUCACUGCGUUUGGAGAAAGCGCGGGCGCGAGCGUGGUGUCGUAUUUGAUGAUUGCGAAGCAGUUGCCGGCGGGUUUGUUCAAGCGUGCGAUUCUGCAGUCUGGCAUCGCGACUACUAUCCCUGUCAACACCCACGAUGUCGAGCAGGAUACCUACGACAAGCUUUGUGCUUUUGUUUCUUCUGAUGGAUCAGAGAUCGACGUGCUGCUCAACGCAGAGGUGGACAAGUUGAUGGAGUUUAAAAGUCCCCCGUUCAGAUUGCAACCUGUAGUUGACGGCGUGAUGUUUACGGACGCGCUGCGUGCGGGUGAUACCUGUAGGAUGAUGUAUGAGUGUGAAUGGGUUGAUGAGAUUCUGGCUGGUAACACCGGCGACGAGGGCGGUCUAUUCGGUGGCUUUUUCGAUCGCGUUGCAGCAACCUGCACUCCCGCCGAAGCAGCGACAAAACUCAUCUCGAUCUUCUACGGCCCCUCCGCAGCAACCAAGACCUCCUCCGUCCUUGAAGCCUUUGGUCUUUCUGCGAUUGCUACUUCCUCCGACCUCUUGACUGUGCGCUCUGAGAUUAGCGCUUUGAUCGGCGCUCUGCUCUUUGAUUCGCAAGCGUACUUUCUUGUAAACUACGACAAGUACGCAAUCAAGAAACGCGACAUCCCGACCUACUACUACCGCUUCGCCAAGAAAAACCCCUUCCCGGAACCGCCGUUCGAGCAGAACUCCCACCACUUUGUCGAUCUCCUCUAUCUCUUCCAAAACGUCAACGAUCGGAUCGCAAGCCUACCUUCUGUUGCGGCUUCCGCGUCCGAGCGGGAGUUUGAGAAGAAGUCGGCGGUGAAUUUUGCAAAGAAGUGGAUCGAGUUUGCGAACGGGGAGGAGCCGUGGGAGGUGGGCAAGAUUGGGAUCUUGGGGGAUAAGAAGGGGAUGGGCGAGUGGGAGGUUGUGGAGGAGGAGGAGUUUAAGAAGAGGGAUAAGGUUGCGGUUGAGAAGUGGGAUGCGUUGAUUCGUUCUUGUUUGUAAUCUGUGAUAUGUACAAAUACAUCCGUGAAAGUAAUGGUAGAAGAGGGAUAGAUUGAGAUU